Messenger RNA from Syzygium oleosum, 963 nucleotides. RefSeq lists its product as uncharacterized. The transcript is spliced from 2 exons. The record is from RefSeq and is a predicted model, not a curated record. Lineage: Eukaryota; Viridiplantae; Streptophyta; Magnoliopsida; Myrtales; Myrtaceae. The coding region runs from base 16 to 963 and encodes 315 amino acids.
AAAACAAUCUACGAGAUGGUGUCAUCGAUCGCCUUGAUGGCGUCCCUCAAAGCCCUGCUCGUGUCGGCCUGUGCGGUGUCCAUCGCCAUGGUCGCUCUCGGGGCCGCUGUUCCAUCGAUCUCCGGCCCUCUGGGUCCUCGGCUGCCUCCCGUGCUGGGCUGGUUCCUCUCGUGGUUCAGGCAUCCGUACCUCUUCCUCGUCGUCAACGUCAUCAUCGCCGCCACCUCCGGGUACUUCGGCCGCGCGCAGCCGGAGACGAUCACGAUCGCGGUUGUGGAGGAGAUGGAGGCCAUGGUGGCGGCAUCGCCGUUCAACGAGUCUAAGGAUUUCGAGGAGAAGAGGGUAGUGGUGGUGGCGGCGCCGGGGAAUGGCAGGGGCUCCGGCAGCGAAGAUGGAUACAACGGUGACUGCGAAGGGGGGAGGAAGGUGGCGUUCGGGAGGUCCGCGUCGGCGCGGCGGAGGCGAGUGGACUCAUCGGGGAAAGCUCUGGUUCCGCCGAGGCUCGUUCGCCGGAAAGCCGCCGGCGGCGACCACCUGCAAGGGGGCAAAGCUUUAAGAAGAUCGAACGAGAACAUGGAGACAGUUUGGAAAGCGAUAAUGGAGGAGAAGGAGGGGGCGGCGGUGGCGGCGGGGGCGGCGGUGGGGGCGGCGAUGUCGAUGACACGGCACAUGAAACCGGACGACAUCGACCAUCAGAUCAGCUUGCCGGAGUCGUUGUUGCCGCCGCCACCUUCGAUGCAAAAAUCAGCGACGUUUAGGGAUCGGACCAAUCGGCAGCCGCCCCUCUCGCCCAUUAAGUUGAGGAAGGAGCUAAGUCCGGACGAUUUGAACUGUCGAGUCGAAGCAUUUAUUAACAAGUUCAAAGAAGACAUGAGAUUGCAGAGACAGGAGUCGAUGAAUCAAUUCCAGGAGAUGAUCGGUCGGGGAACGUUGGGCCGUAGAAUUCCCGAAAGGAGUGAGUAG